AUGGCUACCAUCUCCAAUGCAGAUAAAAAUGAGAAUCAAUCACCCAUCAGCCCUCCAACACCAUCUUCGUUUGCAUUAAACAACUACUCCUUGUUUGAUUGGCCUUGCUCUUCUGCCACCGACUGGCUCUCUAUCAACAGCAAUGCCAACACAAACCCAAUAUUACGUAAGCACUCUGUUCAGGUGGAUGGCCAUGACUUUCCUGGCAAUGUUACAGCACCAACCGACUAUUGGCGAAGAUCAUCCAUACCCAAUAUCAUGAGUACAUGCGCCCUGUGCUUCGAUGCUCCAUCACAACUGUACAACCUCUCAUGUGGCCAACACCAGUUCUGUCAUACAUGUUUAAACAACAACACACAGUCCAUGAUACAAGGAACAUGUCCGUUUUGCGCACAGAGAAACUUCAAUGCAGCAAGUAGAGCAUCUCCACCGUCAGCACCAACAAACGCCACUGCCUAUUCCAGCAACGACUAUUUAUUCAAUACCACCUAUUCGCAAGCAAGCAACACGGCAUAUUAUCCCUGUGUUAAAUUGACCAACAUCCCUUGGGAUGUCUCUCAAAACGAUGUCCGUCAUUUCUUUGGAAAUUGUCGCAUUCCUCCUUCUUCUACAUGCUCUCAAUCCAUCCACAUCAUGAUGGACCGCACUACUGGAAAGACAUUAUCAGAUGCCUAUGUCGAGUUCGCAACUGUGUUUGAUCUGCGUCGAGCUAUCGAGACCAAAAAUCAAAAGCCUCUGAAGGGUAGAAUUGUGUCUGUUACUGAAUGCUGCCAAGAAGAGUUGCUCAAGGUUGUGUUUCCAAAGUGGAGGGGCCAGUUUCAGGGCAUCUCGGCUAUUCCUCCUCCAAAUGAGGUCCUCAGAACCAUGACAACAGCCGCUGGUGGAGGAAGCAGCUCUGGCUGUCCGCCUUUCAUCACCCGUGAAGAAAUCAAUUCACUGCUAGUCGUCUGCAAAAACUACAAGUUACAUUUCUCGAGAAAAUGCGCUGAAAGGCCAUUUGAAAAUAUCAUUAGUGUCAUUGCAAAGUAUCCCUGGCAUCAAUUUCAUCUCAUCUCGACUAUGCAUAGAGAUCACAUUUACGAAAUGCUCAAACUAGCCAUUGAAUCUCUCAAGACGCAUUUGGCAAAAGACUAUGUUCAGAUUGACAGCACCCUACUGGAACGACUGGUGCGCGCAGGCAUCAUGUGUCCUGCUUUCACAGAGCGUCAGAAAACAACCUUACUACAAGCUUCUCGCAUGGAGUGUCCACAAGAUAUCGUUGGAUUUCUAGUUUCCAACAGUGCGCCCAUUGGCACAGCUGUCGGUGUCGCUGCAACAGGCAGCAUCAUGCCUGCUCCUCCUGGCUUUAUAACCGCUCAUGCAGCAUCUCAGUCAUCGCAAAAGCAACAAUUUGCUGUUCACCCUUGGAAGGUCAUGAGCGACGAGGAUGAUUUACUAUUCACAUCGGCUGACAUCUCACCCAUAUCCUCCAUCAUCCAAGACAUUCAAAAAAGCUGCACUCUAGAUGACGCUACCUCACGUAGCAAGCAAUCGCCUUCUCCGUCUCAUCCAUUAUCCAACAACGGUAUUCCCUUAUUACUGCAACCUAUACCCAACCAGCUUGAGCAAUCACAGCGUUCAUCUAAUAGCAUAAAGAACCUGUCCCCAUGGGCACCUGCUUUCAAAUCAAAAUCACCUUCUGAUAUUUGGAGAAUGACAUUACCUGUCGAAUCUUCAAAGAGUUUAUUGACCGCCUAA
Molecule: messenger RNA, 1737 nt
Organism: Mucor velutinosus
Lineage: Eukaryota; Fungi; Mucoromycota; Mucoromycetes; Mucorales; Mucoraceae
Exons: 5
Coding region: 1-1737 (578 amino acids)
Cellular component (GO): ribonucleoprotein complex
Molecular function (GO): RNA binding; metal ion binding
Source: RefSeq, a predicted model, not a curated record